AUGUCGAACAUUCCAAGAAGCCCGUACUUACAGGAGGCUAUCGCCGUUAUUGGAAUGGCUUGUCGCCUUCCCGGUGAUUGCAACUCACCAAAUGAAUUGUGGGACUUUCUCGAUCAAGGCAGAAUAGCAAAGAAUGAAGCACCCGAGACAAGAUUCAACUUGAACAAUCAUCAUGACGGAUCAAAAAAACCAAAAACCAUGAGAUCGCCGGGAGGCAUGUUCCUUGAGAAUGUUGAUCCACAAGACUUCGAUGCUCAAUUCUUCGGGAUCCGACGUGACGAUGCCAUCGCCAUGGACCCUAAUCAGCGACAACUCUUGGAAGUCGUGUAUGAAUGCCUGGAGAAUGCAGGUAUCAGUCUUAAAUCCUUGGAUGGAAAAGCGGUCGGUUGCUUCGUAGCGUCUUACGCCGUCGACUACUCGGAUAUACAUGCAAGGGAUCCCGAGGACAGAGUCCCUUCCGUCAUAGUUGGUACCGGUCGUGCAAUUUUGAGCAACAGAAUCAGUCAUUUUCUGAAUAUCAGAGGACCUAGUCUGACAGUUGACACGGCAUGUUCUGGUAGCCUGGUAUCUCUAGACAUAGCUUGCCGCUAUCUAACCACUGGUGAGAUCAACGGAGCUAUUGUGGCGGCCAGCAAUUUGUAUUUGAGUCCUGAGCAUAACAUGGAUGAAGGGACUAUGAUUGCUGUUGGUUCUCCGUCAGGGCGUUGCCAUUCAUUCGACGCGAAAGCCGAUGGCUACAUUAAGUCGGAGGCUAUUCAGGCUGUAAUGCUGAAGCGACUAAGUGAUGCAAUUCGGGAUGGAGAUCCUAUCAGAGCCAUUAUUCGUGGUUCAGCAACAAAUAGUGAUGGCAGAACCCCAGGAAUCGCAAGUCCCAGCGCCGAGGCUCAAGCAGCAGCUAUUCGAGCAGCAUAUUCAAAUGCAGGUAUAUCUGAUAUUGGUGCCACGGCCUAUGUCGAAUGUCAUGGUACUGGCACACCUGCAGGUGAUCCUAUCGAAGUUUCGGCUCUCGCAUCUGUAUUCGCGCAUUCGAAGACAUCGGAGAAUCCCUUGGUAAUUGGAUCAAUCAAGAGCAAUAUAGGCCAUUCAGAACCAGCAGCCGGGCUAUCAGGUUUGCUGAAGGGUAUACUCUGUCUCGAAAAGGGGCUUAUUCCUCGCAAUCCGACCUUUUUGACCCCAAAUCCAAAGAUUGACUUCGCGACUUCGAGGAUGGUUGUGCCAACAAAAACAAUGAAAUGGCCUCGACGAGUAUUGAAACGCGUCUCGAUUAACGCUUUUGGGUAUGGUGGCAGCAAUGCUCACGUAAUAAUUGACCACUUCGAAACGUCCUCUGAGAAGCCCUCGAGAAUUCAUGUCUCGUCCUUCACAGCAGACUUUGACGACCUCUUCAAUGACCAAGACGGUACUCGGCCUUUCACAUUGGUCUUCUCUGCUAACGAUGAGGCCUCACUCCGGUCGUAUUGCAAGGCCAUAUGCAAACACUUGAUCAACCCUAAUGUCGCAAUUAAAUUGCCAGACUUAUCCUAUACACUCUCAGAACGAAGGAGCCGGCUCUUUCACAGAGCCUACGUGGUCGCUGAUGAGACCACUCUUGAUGAAGGAGCGUUCGUGUUUGGUAAGAAGAACGCGUCCGCUCCUAGGAUUGGCUUUGUGUUCUCGGGACAGGGUGCACAGUGGCCUCAAAUGGGAAAGGCUCUUAUCGAGACGUUCCCCGUUGUAAAAGCUGUAAUUUUGCAUCUCGAUGAGGUGCUGCAAGGACUCAUGAACCCUCCUUCAUGGUCUCUUCUCCACGAGCUUGUUGAGCCACGAUCUGCAGAGCAUAUGAGGAAGCCUGAGUUCUCUCAGCCACUGGCCACAGCUCUUCAGUUGGCUCUUGUUGCCUUGCUGAAGGGCUGGGGUGUGUGCCCCAUGGCUGUCGUUGGCCACUCUUCGGGUGAAAUCGCGGGAGCUUAUGCUAGUGGUUUCUUGGAAGUUGAGGACGCUAUCAAAAUUGCAUACCUCCGAGGUCAAGCCUGCGUCACCGAUCAAGAGAAGCCCUCUCUUGGUAUGCUUGCCGUCGGUCUAGGGCAAGUUCAAGUUCAGGAGUAUAUCCGCGAGUUUGCAGACUUUGUGCAAAUUGGUUGCUUGAACAGCCCCAAUAGUGUCACUCUGUCUGGAGCUCGCUUGGCGCUAGAGGACGUGAGAGACUUGCUGGUAGCAGAUGGCCACUUUGUAAGAAUGCUUCAGGUUGACUUUGCAUACCAUUCGGCCUUCAUGGCCGAUGCCGCUGUCACUUAUGAGGCAAUGCUUCUUCAACACUGCGGAAAGGCACAUCCGACAAUGAACGAUGUUGUCUUCUUCUCCUCGAUCACAGGCAAGCAGCUUGAUCGACCAUGCGAUGCUGAGUACUGGAAGACUAAUAUGACUUCUCCGGUCCGUUUCGACGAUGCCGUUCGCGAGAUGCUGUUGGGACAUGAAAGUGCAGACUUUUUGAUUGAGAUCGGCCCAAGUGGUGCCCUAGCCGGCCCAAUCAAGCAGAUUCUUAAAAGCCUAACCAAUUCUGGGUCUGAUAUUACAUACCUUUCAUCGUUAAGUCGCGGGAAAGAUGCCACCAAACCUCUAUUCGAUCUGGCUGGAAAACUAUUUAUCAUGGGAGGCAACGUUUUUCUCUCAGAGGUCAAUAAGGACCAGACAAGUGAGGCUGGCCCGUCGAUCAUUGUUGACCUGCCCAACUACGCCUGGAACCACGCAACAAAGUAUUGGUAUGAAAAUGAUGCAAGCAAGGACUGGCGCUUCCGAAAAUUUCCACAUCACGAUCUGCUUGGCUCCAAGAUUCUAGGAACCUCGUGGAAUGCACCCUCGUGGAAGAAGACCUUACGUGUGGAGGACUUGCAUUGGCUGAAAGAUCAUCGUAUGGGUCAAGAUAUCGUGUUCCCCGCAGCAGCAUUUAUUGCCAUGGGAGUCGAAGCUCUUUUCCAGACUACUCAAGCUCUCAAUUUUGUUGCGCGAACCGAGCUCGAAGAGAAGUAUCACUACAGGCUUCGUAACAUUACAUUUUCCAAAGCGCUGGUUCUUUCAGAAAACAGUAGCGGGCAGAAAAUAAUGACCACUCUGUCAGUUAGCCAAGAUUCAUGGCAUGAGUUCAGAGUAUCCUCUUUAGUAGGCGACAUUUGGACUGAACAUAACUGUGGGCUCAUCUGUCUGGAACAGAAUUCAAAGCAAGUUGCGCCAGAAUCUGCCCUCAUGCCCUUCGAACAUGCAGUCCCAGGACAUACAUGGUACAAAGCAAUGCACGAGGUUGGAUACAACUUUUUACCUCUCUUUCAAAAAGUCCUGGAGAUCGAAGUUCUCUCUGGUGAGCGAAAGAGUCGAUCCAGAGUUUCUCUAUCAGAGCCGGUGGAAGAAUACCAGCAGUCUUACUAUCCAAUGCACCCCGUUUGUAUUGACGGCUGUCUCCAAACACUUGUCACAUCUUUAUGGAAGGGAAACAGAACAAGUGUCAACUAUGUCUUGAUUCCUUCCAUUAUUGACAACAUCAUCAUCAGGCCACUUGAAGUUCGUCCUGUGGUAGGCAUUUCUGUGACUUCGGCAGCAUACGCGGGCGUGGGACGGAAAGACGAUACUAAGAACUUUCGUUCGGACGCCUCUGUGUAUGAUGAAGUUAGCGGGGGGUUAUUGUUUGCGGUAUCUGGAGUUCGCUACCACAGACUCGAUGUCUUGGAGCAGCAGAAUGCUGCCCAAACGUAUGGCGAACUCGUCUGGCAACCUGAUGUGGCAUUUCUCACAGAAGAAAGCUUCUCAAAAGUUCUCAAUGAAGAAGCAGCUUGUGCCGCGCAAGAGGAAGCCCUCUCGCACCAUGUUGAGCGCUUAUUGGACAUGAUUGUGCACAAAUCUCCUAACUUAAAGGUCAUCGAGUUCAGUUUGUAUCCUAACGAUGUGGCAAGCACCUGGUUCGAUGGGCCAUCUACACGAGAAUUUAGCCGAUUUGAGUUCGCUACAUUCGACGCGACAAGUUUGAUGACGUUGCAAGAGACAUAUGGUGUCAAAGCAAACACAAGUUUUAGUCUACUCGAUCUGACCAAGCCGAUGCUCAACGGCGGGCCAGGCACAGCUUCUCAAGAUCUAUGCAUUGUCAAGAUGCCUCUGAUGUCUCAAUCCGCCUCAGUGCCCUUAUUCCAAAAUAUUUCAGGUCUGCUUCGUGACGGUGGAUAUGUACUGUGUAUGUGCGGUGACGAAUCCUCAACCUCGAGUUCGGACUUUGAGGGUGCGGUGAUUGUCAAAGACAAGAUCCUUCAAUUCGGAUGCGAUGUCGACAUUAGCAACACCCUACAAGCAAACGGCUUCCAGAGCAAAAUCAGCAUGCAAUUCGAUGGUAGAUCUCUUCACUUGGCACAGGUGCAAUCGACCACUGCUGUUAAGGUUGCCGCUGAUCGAGAAUUACAUAUAAUUCACCUAACACAUGUAACAGAGACCCAGUCAAUAGUGAGUACAGUACUAAUACAGCUCGGAUGGCAAAUAAGAGAAUACUCCGUCAACUUGCUCCCAAAGAUAGAGCUAGAUCCCAAGAGCAACGUUCUUGUCUUAGACGAAUUGUCAGCUUCUGUGCUCACCAAUGUUUCUGGUGAACAGUGGGAGGCAAUCAAAGGCCUUGUAUCCAAAGAGGGUCGCAUCCUCUGGGUCACGGCCGGGUCACAGUUUGAGGUCGCCAAACCUGACAGAGCCCUGGUUUACGGCUUGGCAAGAGUAAUCCGAGCCGAAGAGCCCAUGGUCAGUUUCGUGACUCUGGACGUUGAAUCUUCCUCAAGUUCUGAGACAACCUCUGCCAUCCAUAAUGUCCUCAAGUACAUGCAGGAACCAGGAUCUGGUCUACCGAUGGACAUGGAAUUUGUUGAGAGGCGUGGAAUAAUGCACGUCAGCAGAGUUCGACCUUAUGAGAAAGCAAAUCAAGCCGAGAUGGAUGAUAAAUAUGGAGCGGAUUUUCAGACUAAAAACUUCCAUGAAUCUGACACCUGCAUCAGGCUCAUAUGCGAGAGUAUUGGGAGACUUGAUUCACUUUGCUAUGUGGAAGUAUCAUGCGAAGAGCUUCCACUCGGAGACAACUUCCUUGAGGUAGAGAUAUAUGCAGCCGGUUUGAAUUUCAAGGAUGUUGCGGUGCCAAUGGGCAUUGUGCCUGGCAACGAUCACCUCCUUGGACUCGAAGGAGCAGGAAUUAUUAGGCGGAUCGGACGGCUGAUAGAUCAUCUGCAUGUCAAUCAGCGCGUCCUGGUGUACAUGAACAAUGGAGGUGCUUUCGCAAACAGAGUUCAAGUUGCAGCACAACUCGUCCACCCUUUACCCAAUUCGAUGUCCUUUGAGCAAGCAGCUACCAUGCCGAGUGUGUAUCUCGUAUCGAUUUAUAGUUUGCUGCACCUUGCAAGCAUGCAAAAGAAUCAUCGUGUCCUUAUACAUUCUGCCUCUGGAGGAGUAGGUAUAGCUGCCAUUCAGCUAUGUCAAUAUCGAGGUGCUCAGGUGUUUGCUACUGUUGGCACGCCAGAAAAACGGCAAUUCCUCAUCGACACAUUUGGCAUUCCGCCUGAGCAUAUCUUCUCGUCGCGAUCAACUGUAUUCGCAACUGAGCUCAUGGCUGCCACCCAAGGCCAAGGAGUUAAUAUUAUUCUGAAUUCACUCACCGGUGAACUGCUUGAUGAAUCAUGGCGUUGUGUUGCUGAUGGUGGCCAUAUGAUUGAGAUCGGGAAAAAAGAUAUUCUUGCUCGAAAUAGUCUUUCAUUGGAGCCGUUCAACCGCAAUGCGUCUUUCCAUGGCGUCGAUAUGUCACAUGAACAGAACUCCGACGAGCUCAUUGCUAAGUUGUUGUCCGAAUUGAUGCAAUUGGUUAAGGAUGGGCACGUGAAGCCCAUCGCGCCUAUGAGUAUCUUCCCCUUCGAGGACAUUGUCUCUGCUAUCCGUUUUCUUCGUGCUGGUACACACCUUGGAAAAGUGGUGAUAUCGAAUGGUGCAGGCAAUAGUUUCGAAGUACCGGUCCGCCCCGCAGCUCGAUCGCUCUGUCUUGACCCUUCAGCAUCAUAUCUUAUAGUCGGGGGUCUCAAAGGCCUCUGCGGCAGCCUCGCAGUGUAUCUCGCGAGCCUCGGUGCCAAACAUCUUUCCAUCAUUUGUCGUAGUGGCUACUCUGACCCUCAAUCCCAAGCUGUUCUAGCGAACAUCGCGUCUAACCGUUGUGAUAUCGAGCUUUUCAUUGGCGAUGUUGCUGUUUUGGAAGAUGUACAACGAGUAUUUGACGACUCCACGGUCCCUAUCAAAGGAGUGAUCCAUGGAGCUAUGGUUCUUAGGGACAGAGUGUAUUCUGCAAUGACCAGUGCGGAUUUCCACACCUCUCUACCAUGCAAAGUCCUCGGAACACAGAACCUACACACAGCGUCCCUCACACAGUCCCAACCUCUCGAGUUUUUCACUCUAUUGUCGUCCAUCUCUGGGGUUAUUGGGCAAAAGGGUCAAGCAAACUAUGCUGCUGCAAAUGUGUUCCUCGAUUCCUUCGCGUCUCAUCGUCACUCGCUUGGCCUCCCUGCCUGUUCAAUCGAUCUCGGCGUUAUAGAAGACGUAGGAUAUGUUGCUGCCAACACUUCUUUGCAACAGAAACUUGACGGUGAUGUCUGGAUCUCCAUCACGGAGCGGCGGUUGCAACUCAUUGUUCGAGAAUCGAUUCUGCAACAGGAAACUACCUCAAAGUCCACCCCCAAGAAUCAGGUAUCACAAUUGAUAACUGGAAUCGCGAUGCCUCAAUCUGCAUCGUCGGCUCUGCUCAAAGAUCCACGUUUCUUACCUCUUUGCUUCGGAAAUUCUAGCAAUUCUGCCAGUACAUCCGCUUCCUCGUCACCAGAAGGCAAAGCUCUCCGAGCUUUUCAUCUUCUGCUGUCAUCUUCGCAAACAGCAUUGACUCCAGACUCGAGCUUGUCUGAUCCCGCGUUGUCCACAAUGCUCGUCUCAAUCAUCUGCCAACAGUUCACCACCUUCCUGCGCCUCGACUCGCCGAUUGAGCCCGCGAAGUCACUUUCUAGCUACGGUCUCGAUUCCUUGGCUGUGGUUGAAUUCAGGAACUGGACUAGGAGAGAAAUUGGAGCGGAGCUCACAACUCUGGAGAUUCUGAACGCCACGUCUAUAUUCUCGCUGUGCGAAAAGAUAUUGGCUGUCCUGUUGAUUACGAAAGAGAGGAAGGAUCUGGAAUGA
This is a messenger RNA of Mollisia scopiformis, 7197 nucleotides long. RefSeq names its product putative polyketide synthase. The coding region runs from base 1 to 7197 and encodes 2398 amino acids. Gene Ontology annotation, molecular function: oxidoreductase activity; phosphopantetheine binding; fatty acid synthase activity. Gene Ontology annotation, biological process: secondary metabolite biosynthetic process; fatty acid biosynthetic process. The record is from RefSeq and is a predicted model, not a curated record. Lineage: Eukaryota; Fungi; Ascomycota; Leotiomycetes; Helotiales; Mollisiaceae. The transcript is spliced from 17 exons.